This is a messenger RNA of Iphiclides podalirius (scarce swallowtail), 480 nucleotides long. The record is from the annotation of a GenBank genome assembly. Lineage: Eukaryota; Metazoa; Arthropoda; Insecta; Lepidoptera; Papilionidae.
AUGGAACACGACCAUAUCCAAGUCUGCGGAACGGCGCUCGACGGAGCGCGAAGGGCCAAUGCGUGCGUUCGGCUUUUUUUAGAAACCUCUCAGCUAUGUGGUUCGGUUGCGACGAAUGAUUUAAAACGAACAACGGAACUUCGUGCACGGAGAGUACUUCUAGAGGAAUGUCUAUUAAGUAUUCCUCGCCAGGAGCCUUGCGGAGGAAGAUUUAUUAGAUGCUUCAUAAUAUGUCCUCGGCGCCCUGUUUACUUAACGACGGAUGACCGCUGCAUUCAAGGGGGGGCUGUUUUUUUAAAUACAGGAAUAGGUAGAGAAAGAAGUGAUCUUCGCGUACCCCGGGGAAAUAAGCGCAGAGACAGACAGGUGAUGCUUUUCAACUCACAUGCUAGAAUUUGGCGAAUCGUGAAGAAUUUGAAGCGAAUUGUGCGCCAAUUCUGUGCGGGAAGCGAAGAUUCGGGCAAAGACUUGGGUGUUCUC